AAUUGCAGGCACUGAGGACUAUGGUGAUGGACAUACAGGCUAAUAGAGGCUUGUUUGAAGUGGAUCCUGGAAUUGGCGGUGACGAAGGGAACGACCAGUGGACCGCCAUCUUGUACACGUCACUGUCCAACGCUCAGCCUGUGGGCGUGCACAAACACGCCAUUGUGAUCACCUCUGCCGAGUGGGAAGGUCUUCAAGCCGGUGACGUGUUGCACAGAGAGACAGACAACGUGAACAACCACUUCCACACCAUCACCUACUCCUACGACUCAGCCACCCAGCAGCUGCUCAUGCAGUCAUGUGACAACCAGGACACCUGCUUUGAUGGACACAGCAUGGUGCUGACCAUGCAGGACGCCUUCAGAGUGGAACUGGGACUGCCAGACACCCUGGGCUGAUCGUCCUGCAAGGGACGUAACUGACAGUAUCCCUGCCUUGACUGAUUGCGCGGGAAAAUAAAUAAAGACAGAACGAAACAAAGUACAAACUCUUGCAACACCAGAAACAUAUGUAAUUUAUUGUAACAGUUUUUUUUUCCUGCUGAA
This is a messenger RNA of Aplysia californica (California sea hare), 545 nucleotides long. RefSeq lists its product as uncharacterized. Lineage: Eukaryota; Metazoa; Mollusca; Gastropoda; Aplysiida; Aplysiidae. The record is from RefSeq and is a predicted model, not a curated record. The coding region runs from base 21 to 398 and encodes 125 amino acids. The transcript is spliced from 3 exons.